UUUCCCCGUCGACCUCGAGCUGCAGCGGAUCGGGGCGCAGUGUGCGCGCGAGGCGCGCCGCCGUCCGCCCGCUGCUAGCCUGCUGGUCGAGAUGCUGCGACGGCCGACCGUGCGCCGCGCGCUUCUGCUCGGCUGCGGUCUGCAGCUGUUCCAGCAGCUGACCGGUAUCAAUACGGUGAUGUACUACAGCGCCAGCAUCAUCCAGCUGGCCGGCGUGCGGGACGUGUCGCUGGCCAUCUGGCUGGCCGCUGUCACCGCCGCCGUCAACUUCGUCGGCACACUUGUCGGCCUGGUGCUGGUAGAGCGGCUGGGCCGUCGGCCGCUCACACUGGCCAGCCUGCUGGGCGCGGCACUCUCGCUGCUGCUGCUGGCCGGCGGCUUCCUGUUGAACGCGGCCGAGUCGCCGCCGGUGGUGGCGCCGCCCGGGUCGCCAGACUGCGACCGAGCCAACUGCGCCGGCUGCCAGGCGGCCGGCGUCACCAACGGCUCAUGCCUGCCGUUCGUCUCGCCGGCGAACGCGUCGGCGGCGGGCGGCGCGUGCUCGGCGCCCGGCCUCGUCUGGGCGGCCGACUGGUGUCCGGCAUCGCGCUCCUGGCUGGCCGUGCUCGGGCUCUGCCUGUACCUGAUCUGCUUCUCGCCCGGCAUGGGCCCGAUGCCCUGGACGGUCAACGCCGAGAUCUACCCGGCGUGGGCGCGCGGCACCGGCAGCGGCCUGGCCGCCUCCUGCAACUGGCUGGCCAACUUGGCCGUGUCGCUGACGUUCCUGACGCUGGUGCACGCGCUGGGACGCGCCGGCGUGUUUUUCCUGUACGCUGGCCUGGCCGCCGUCGGCUGGAACGUGUUCUUCCGGUGGCUGCCCGAGACGCGCGGCGUCCCGCUCGAGGACAUGGCGGUGCUGUUUGGCGGCGAUGGCGACGACCCGCCCUUGUCUGAGGAUGAUCACGGCGCAGACGGACUGCUGCAAGAGGAUCCGCUAGAGCCACCUGACGACGGCCAGUUUGAAGAAUAACCAUGACGACCGGCCGGCCUGAGGGAGCCGGCAACGCUGCCAAGUCGCCGCGGUGAUCACUGGUGAUGGUGCGGGGAGGCCGCGGAGGGGACGGAAAGAGUCAAGGAUAACCUCGGAAACCAAAGUAUUUUUAUACAAACAGGGCCAAGCAUGCGAAGUUCUGCGGACUGCGAACAAAUGCACGAAGUACGCGAACGGAUAACAUUAAUGGAAAUACAGACAUUGAUAUUACUUCUGUCAACCAAGGACAAAUAUACCGUCAAUUUUGUCGUGCGUGGGGCGGACGAGGUCGGGCCUUUAUACGGGCAUCUGUUUGCAGGAUUGUCUUGGUUUGUAAGGAGGUAGUGUUGUUCCGGGUACCUGAUGUCAGUGCUUCCGCGGCGCUCGGCCUGUCGAAGGGUUGUCGUCCAGCGCCGCGCCAGUGUGUUGUGAUACCAGCUGCUGAUGUGAUCUCCGCUGCGUUCGUCGCGCCCCGCCGCCGAAUCGCGGCCACCACGCUAUAAACACGUCUUCUCUUUGGA
This is a messenger RNA of Pollicipes pollicipes, 1530 nucleotides long. Its product is annotated as proton myo-inositol cotransporter. The record is from RefSeq and is a predicted model, not a curated record. NCBI's taxonomy places the organism in Eukaryota, Metazoa, Arthropoda, Thecostraca, Pollicipedomorpha, Pollicipedidae. The transcript is spliced from 3 exons. Gene Ontology annotation, cellular component: apical plasma membrane. Gene Ontology annotation, molecular function: myo-inositol:proton symporter activity. Gene Ontology annotation, biological process: transmembrane transport; myo-inositol transport. Bases 92 to 1009 code for a protein of 305 amino acids.